UUAACUGUCAGUGUUUGUAACGGUCGUUCUAUCCUAUAUAUAGCCAGGGCUUGCGAGCUAGCAUUGCAGCUAGCACAGCACUGUUGAAGCUGUAAUGGCGAUAACAGUAGAUUUAUUUCACUUGAUAAGUGCAGCAUUGUUUUAGGACAUUGGCGGUUGAAGGGAAGUCAAUCGUGAGUUGUUUCCCUAUAUCAGUCGGGGAGUGUAGGGCUAUUUUAGAGAAGCCAGUUGACCUUUUUAAGCUAGCAGCCUCUGUAGCAUAACAGUAAUAUGACGACGUGUUGUGUGACCAGCUAGCAAUGGUGCAAGGACGGGGGAGCAUCAUCAAGCCAGCAUAAGAAAAAGCCUUUAUGUUCAUCCGUCAACAAAUCAUGUCUCUCUCUCUGCACUGAACAUUAAAAUGUAGGUGUGACAACUGUAAAAGAUCCUGUGCGACAAACUUCCUUCAGAGAGCUGUAUACAACCUCCACAAAGAUGGAGGACUCUCCUCACCUAUACAUCUCAGAAUUUAUAGAGAAUGAGGACAUGGAUAAGAUGGACAUUAAUCAAGAGGAAACCAAUAUUGCAUCCGACAUGGUUAAGUCACCAUACCAGGACACUGAGAGGGACUCAAACUCUUUUCAAUGCCAGCACUGUGAGAGACACUUCACCACCAAACCAGGCCUGGAACGACACAUGCACAUCCACACCUCCGCAAACAACGAUGCUCACAAAUAUAAAACCAAUAUUUCACUAGCUUCGAAUCUGGAGCAGUUGCACCAUGAGAAGGUAAAGCCUCUGGAUUUAGCAGGCUCGGCCAUGCAGCUUCAUACUUCAUCCACCACUGGCUCUAAUACUCCCAUUUUGUCCUCUGGUGACCACAACGCUCAGCCAGACAAACCGGGAGUGUCAGAGGGGCGUCAUGCUUGCAAGUACUGUGAAAAGAUAUUCACUACACAUACCAACACGCGACGGCAUGAGCGAAGGAUCCACGAGCAGCACCUGCAAGUCACACAUGUGGAAAAAGCCCAUCUGCCCCAAGAGGAAAACGUUGAGGGGAUGUGCAGUGAAACAAACCAACAGGAAACAGAGCUUGUUGACAAAAUGGCACCUGCAGCUGUUCUGGAGAACGAAGUGGGACACGCAGAACAAUACAUGCUUGACAUUUCUAGCAAUAUUUCAGAGAAUCUUAGCUUUUAUAUUGAUGGAAGGAUAGUGUCAACAAGUACGAUCAGUAGCUGUGAAGCAGCUGAGGUUCAUUCUGGGUCUGCAACUUUAGUUGGACUGGACGCCCUGAUUCUAGACCCCACCCAAAUCAGCCAGGUGUUAAAUACAGAUUCAGAGAUGUCUGGUCAACCACUGGCCAGGAGAAGAACCGCCACACCUCCGCUUUUACCACAAAUUAAAACUGAACUGGAGUCUGACGUGGUUGUGUCUUCUUCCUCAUCUUCACUUGUAUGUUCUAUAAUAGAGAAUCUUUUUCCUCAGAAUACAGAGGGUACAGUGGUGCAGAAGGAAAGAACUGUGUUUCUGUCUCCAAAGCUGAAGCAGCUGCUGGAGAAGCAGGAUGGCCUUAAACUCGCACUCAUCGCAGACGGCCAGAAGCCUUUAUCACCCGUCUCUCUGUCUGUGCUGCCUGCAGGGACAGGACGGUUCAAAAGAAGGACUGGGUCUCCUCCACCGAGCUCUCCACAGCAAAGCCCUAGAGAAGAAACGGCAGAUAGUGGAGAUUGUGAAGCUGUGAAUACAGGACAGACGGAGACCCAAUAUAGUUCACCUGCGCACAAAACAGCCAAUGUGAAGGAUGACACAACCCCACCUGAGGAGGAGCCACAGACGGAGAGUUGGCCUCCCUCCACCGGCGGUAAUUCCUGUAACCAGCAACCACUGGAUCUCUCCAACACAGUCAAAAGCAGUGAAGACGUAGCUUCAGCCGAUUCGGCGCUGGAUUUGAGUUUCCAAAAAACAAAUCAUGGGGAAUCUGAACUGAUGUUAAAUUUUGUUUCACAUGCAGUUUUAACAGAAGGAAAAUCAAUUGAAGGCAUGAUGGGAAUGACCUUAAUCGAUAGUUUAGAGCAAAAUAUAAGCUUCAUGAAUCCCGACACCUCCUUACUGACAGACUUCACCAUACUUACAAGUCAAGAUAUGAUGAGCCCAAUGCAGUCUAUGGCAGAAGGGCUUGUUUAUGGUCUUGCACUUCCCUCCAAUUCCCUGACUCCAUCACCCUCCCUAACCCCGCUCUCCUUGCAGCCAUCUUCACCGUGCACCAUAGCAUUCACCACCCAUGCUUCACACACGGGGCUCUCCACUGCUCCUUCAUUAAUCACAGUGUUGGCACCGUCACAUAUUUCAAACCAACCAAUCCAGGUAUUAGCCCCCGAUAUAUCACAGGUAACCUGCACGGAAAAUGCAUUACAUUUUUCAGAGUGUGAUUUAACUACUGCAUUUGCCACUUCAAAUGCUGCCGACCCUGUCACUCUCUCCCAACCUUUUCACCCGACUCUAAAUCUACCUAGCCACAUGUUUCUCUCUGAUCAAAUAACACUCAAUCCGCCUAUAUUGGAGUCCACUCCUACGUCAGAAGGGCAAUUCACACCCACUGUAACUUUCAAUGAUUCCCUCAUCAACUCGUAUAACCUAACCAGCAACACGGUGUUGAUAGAGUGCACAAUAGCUCUUGAAGCCCCGGGGAGUAUAGUCCCUGCUGCAGUCACCUUACAAGGAAACACUGCUGAGCCUCCAGCACCUACACAGAUGGUUGUUAAUCACGUCGAACAGGAGCAGAUUGUAUCAGUGCCCAACCCGCAAACUGAAGACUAUUCUAUUCUGAUGUCAUCCAUCGCAGAAUCAGUUACUCUAUCCACCACUGCCGCCUCAGUGCUAUCUGAUUGUCCUGCGCCAGUUGGUGAAUCAGGUCCUGACCCAGAGCUUGUUGUUAACGCGGAGCCAUCGACCAUCAAAGAGGAAGAAGCUGCUGACGGCACUGUUUCCGCCCCUGAAACCCCAUCUAAAACCUCGCCUUCUUCUGAGAAAGCCGAAGAGGAGGACGCCUCAACAACUCCCAGCGAUGCCCAACAGCAGACUUUCACCAAGAAUUUCAUCUGCAACGUGUGCGAUAAGCUUUUCCAUUCAAUGAAAGAACUGGGCCAUCAUGUAGGUGACCACGCUGAUGAAUGGCCCUACAAAUGUGAGUUCUGCGUGCUGCUGUUCAGCAAACCCUCCGCUUUGCUCGAUCAUCGGUCAAGCCUCCACGGGGUGGGCAAGACUUAUGUUUGCAGUGCAUGCACGAAGGAAUUUGUCUACCUUUGCAAUCUAAAACAGCAUCAGGAAGAAUUACAUCCCGGACAGCAGUGUACAUACACAGAAGAGGAAAAGGGAAAACUAAGACCUCAGAACUUCAAUAACUUAACAAAAGUCACCACGGAGACCUCAGUGCCCGACGCUGCAGAGGAACUGAAGGUGAAAAAGGAAGAAGGGGAAGUAGAUGAGGCUGCUGAAGAACUGUUAACAACUAUAAAAAUCCUGGCCUCAGAUGGAGCCAAACUCAAAGGGCCGGAUGUUCGUCUUGGCAUCAACCAACAUUACCCCAGCUAUAAGCCCCCUCCGUUUCCCUACCAUAACAGGUCCACCACGGGCACCUUAGCUUCAGCCACAAACUUCACCACCCACAACAUCCCACAAACCUUCAGCACGGCCAUUCGAUGCACCAAGUGUGGGAAGAGCUUUGAUAACAUGCCAGAGUUACAUAAGCACAUCCUGACUUGUGCGAAUGCCAGCGAUAAAAGGCGAUACACCCCCAAAAGGAAUCCCAUCCCACUACGCCACUUUGCAAAAACUCAAAAUGGAGUUCUAUCUACCACUAACUCCACUAACGGACUAAAUGCGUCGAACAGACCCAGCCAUUCAAACAGGUCCAAACCUAACCAAGAUUCAGCAGUAAAUGUGAAGUUCAAGGUCAUGAGCAAGAGGAAGAAAAAGUUGGUCCAAAGGGUCAUGCCACAGAGGAACAAGUCAGUCCCUUCAUCGAAUAAAAUGUCACCCGCACAUGUGGAUGAGCAGCAGGAGAUCUUCGUCUGCCCGCACUGCAGCAGGGAGUUCACAAUGCGCCGCAGCAGAACCAAACACAUGGCCGUCUGCCCCAAGAAACCCAAAGAGGUGAAGAAAAGGAAAGAAGGAGGCAUCUCUGUGACGAAGGAGAAUGAUGGACACCUGCACAGAGGAGCUGAAGAGACACAACAAUCCUCACCUCUGCAUAAAACCAGACUGCAGACUUCUAGCCCCGCUAAAAGACCCGCCAUCCUACCAGUGCAAACCGUCCUGUCAAACAAAAGAAGUAAAAUAAUUAUCAAAGAGAGCACACAGCUGAAACAAGACACGCCCACUCUGAGUGAACUUCCCAUCGUUCGCACUUUUAACCCCUCUAUGCGACAGUAUAGCCGAAUGCAGCACAAAGGGAUGCCCAUUAAGAUCACCAUAGUGAAACCACAGCAGGCUGCAGCGCAGAGGGAGGAGCGGCCCCCCACCCCGGGCCCAGAGGACAGCAGCAGCUCUGAGCACAGUCCAGCAGUCUGAAGGGGAUCCUCAGCUGCUCAUACAGGAGAGAACUGCUCCCCAUCACACUGUAAAGCUCAUGGACCCAGGUUGCAUCAUACUGUACAAUAAAUGACUGAUUUGAGGACGGAUAAAACGGACGACUUAGCGGUGCAGUGAGUGGAUGUAUUUAACUGAGAAUCUGAAGGCUUUUCUAGUCGCUCUGAGUUUUGUAGAGUUCUCCUUCAGUUCGUAAACUUUCUGUCAACCGCUUGGAUUUGCACUUUGAAGUUAGUCUCACUGCUACGUGUCACAAAUUGGAAAGGAAGUGGGACGACGUGAGGCUGGAAGGAUGCUCUCAUUUCCUACUUUCUGGGUUCUUUAGAGAGGAUGGCAGGUGGCAAUCAUUCUCAGCAUGCAUUUGCACUUUUCCUUAUCUGUCUUCUGUGGCCUUUUGGUUUGAACUCUUUCUGCAUGCUGCAAGCUUAUACUACAGCUGUUCUCAUUCAGGAGGGAUUAUGUUGAUGCAAUUAGGCCUUACACACGGAAUCUGAUGUUGAUUAAAAUGAAUCGGUGUAAGUAUAUAAUAAUAAUAAUAAUAAUAAUAAUAGUAUAUAAAAGACACAUCAAGAUUACUUCUAAUACAACAGAAUCAUAUAAAAGUAGGACUCUAUAGUUCAGUGUAAUAAUGGCCUUUAGCUACCUAUACACAUUUUUGUUAGAGAUAUCAGCAACAUUAACUACAAUUAUGAAAGUCAGUGUUUUAAAUGUUGUAAAUGUAACCUGGUAGAUUGAAUGCUACCGUCAUUGCAAAUCCAAAAGAAAGUAAAGUAUCUGGUCGGCAUGUGAUUCAAUGUGAGUUAGAGAAUAGUGCUCCAUGUGCCCUACAAUAUGACUAACUGCGGCAUAAGGGGGAUAAACAUAGCUCCACAUGUGGAAUCUAUUUUGGUUGGCAAUCGAAUUUGUCUAAAAAAAAUCUUUGCGGAGUAAGAUCGAAACAAAAUACAUCAUGUUUUACAAAACGGUUUUCCUACGAAACCUCUCUUGUUUGAUUUUCGGGGUUAUAUGCCACAAUAAAUAUAUUCUUUUGGGAAACAGUUUGAUGCGUUGGCACUGCAAUUCAAAACAAAAGCACUGUAUAAUUUGUACAGCUUGGAUGCGUCAUAGCCACUAUUACAAUAGCUAAGUUAAUUUCUAAACAACACUGACUGAUAUUUAACUCCAGUGCUUUGUCUUUGCUUCAUUACUUUCAGAAUUCUAUUGACUACUAUAUAUAUUUACAGUCUGCUUGUAGGUUUUUCUCCUGCACCAGUUUCACAAAAUCACUGUCAGAAUGAUCUGUGUUCCCCCCCCCCUCCCCCCCCCCCACUAACUAUACAUCUUCAUUAGAUUAGAAAUACUGUCUGUUUUCUUCAUUGCUUAUAAUCUGCUGUCAACAGUUUAUUGUGUGAAGUGUAGUUAAUUACAUGUAGAAAUCACAACAUGGAAAUGUGAGAUCAGUGGUUGGGUAUUUUUAGCUGGAACACCUACUGUAUACACAUGGAAAUGUCAUGGAGUGAGUGCAAUGAGUUGUAUCUGUUGAAUUACAUUUUGUAUAAACUAUUAGUUUGAAGAUUCAGUGCUAUACAGGGUAAUAAUUUAAUCAUCAUGAACUGAUUUAUUUUUAUUUAGGCAAACUAAAGCUUGACAAUAUCUUGUAUCUGAGAGAUCUCUAUUUUAAAUAUUUGCCUUUUCAAACGUUAUAGCUCCUUCAGUGUGUUGGAUGUACAGGGCGGUUUUUGAGACUGUUAUUUAACUGUGAAAAGUGCUUGUAGCAUUUCAAAGUGUUAAUUGAGUCAUGUUUAUUUAUUAAUAAUUUAAAAUCACGUUGUCAAUAUCUGAACAGUCCUCUGUAUGAUUUGCACUAAAGUUUUUUCAAGCGAGUGUUAAAAAUAAAUGGAGAAUGUUAAGAUUAAGUGAA
Molecule: messenger RNA, 6469 nt
Organism: Gymnodraco acuticeps
Lineage: Eukaryota; Metazoa; Chordata; Actinopteri; Perciformes; Bathydraconidae
Gene: prdm2a
Product: PR domain containing 2, with ZNF domain a
Exons: 4
Coding region: 475-4551 (1358 amino acids)
Biological process (GO): cell fate commitment; regulation of transcription by RNA polymerase II
Cellular component (GO): cytoplasm; nucleus
Molecular function (GO): RNA polymerase II cis-regulatory region sequence-specific DNA binding; histone deacetylase binding; DNA-binding transcription factor activity
Source: RefSeq, a predicted model, not a curated record